Molecule: messenger RNA, 360 nt
Organism: Penicilliopsis zonata CBS 506.65
Lineage: Eukaryota; Fungi; Ascomycota; Eurotiomycetes; Eurotiales; Aspergillaceae
Exons: 4
Coding region: 1-360 (119 amino acids)
Source: RefSeq, a predicted model, not a curated record
AUGGCCAGCAAAAGGCAUGUCCUGUUCACCUGGAUACCAAAGAACAGGGUGUUCAGUGCUUCUACCCCACCACCGCCAGCCAACAGUGCGUUCGCUGCGCGAUGGGUAACGCUAGCUGUGCCGUCGACUAUGUCGCUGGCGACAAGUACGACCAGGAGGCCCAGCGAUUGCGGGGGGUUCGCCGCGUCGUUGGAUAUCAACGACCCUGUGGCCACGCUUGCCUUUCAGCGCUAUAUCGAGGUCACCGGUCAAAGUCUGUUCACCGAGAAGCUCAAACCUGACGACUUGAACCGAUGGAAUUGUGGUAACCACUUAACAGGAACGAAGCAAUAUACUGCUAUGGGGCAUUCUUCCGAGUGA